GAGAUCCAGCCGAGGCAGCAGCUGGAAGGGCAGCGUUUCCCCGCCCCCUUCCCCACGGCGGAGCCAGGCCCCCCAGCAUGUUUGACACGGGGAUAGGGAUAGCGCAGAGCUGGUUCUGUGUCUGCUUGCACAGCUGGUGGGUGCUGUACAGCUGCCUGUUUCUGACCUUGGUCGUCUGGAUGGCCUGGAAGACCAAGCGCAGCUUUUCCUGGAGAACGAGGAUGGCUCUUCUGGGCAGCAGGCUCUGGUGGAGAAGGACGAAGGAGCAGGGAGAAGGUGUGGAGAAGCUGCUGGUGAAGCAGCCCUACAGCCAACCAGGCCGGGAGCACCCCAGCCGUGCCCGCCGGGCCACCAGAAGCCGCUCCAUCCGCACGCUGCUGUGUGACAACGCUGACUGCACCCUGUGCAACGAGGCAGCCCGGCAAGCUGAGGAGCUGGUGUACACUGAAAGGGCCAGCACGUGGGUCCCUGCCAGGCCAGAGUCACCUCCCUCUGCGGCCACCAGCCCCAAAGGGAGGGGCCUGCUGGACAGCUCCACGUGGCGAGGCUUCAGCGUGUUGCCGUGGUGCCGCUGUCGGGUGUCUCCUGUGUGGGCCCCGUUCCGCCCCCUGGGAAGAGGAUCUGAAAUUCUUGUCCACUCGGCACGUGCUGUCCCGUACCCGCUGGGAGCAGGAGCAGCAGUUCCCACGGAGCCAGCCAGAGCCGUUUCUGCACAGCCGGAGGCCAGCAGAGAGCUACUCUUUGAGCCAGCAUGA
This is a messenger RNA of Pelodiscus sinensis (Chinese soft-shelled turtle), 755 nucleotides long. The record is from RefSeq and is a predicted model, not a curated record. Lineage: Eukaryota; Metazoa; Chordata; Testudines; Trionychidae.